AUGGACAGUUUGCUGCUGGCGGCGCUGCUGAAAGAAGCAGCAACACAAAGUUUGGCGGAUUCUGGAGAGCGUCUCUGCACUUUGAGGGGCCACUACGAGCAGCAAAUAAAAGAGCUGCAGCAGCAGCUUGCGCAGCAAGACAUGCAGUUUCAUGCUGCUCUUGCUGCUCGCAGCAGCAGCAGCAGCAGCAGCAGCAGCAGCCAGGGGUCUCCUGCUGUUGCUGCUGCUGCUCUCGCGCAGCACCUCAGUCUUGAAGAAGCCCUUUCGGACCCCUUGGGCCCUGCUGCUGCUUUCUUUGGCUUGCGCAGAGACAGCAGCAGCAGCAGCAGCAGCAGCAGCAGCAGCAGCAGCAGCAGCAGCAGCAACAACAACCUUCCUGAGCCCAUCAGCCGCAACUGCAGCAGCAGCAGCAGCAGCAGCAGCAGCAGCAGCAGCCCCGCUCUCAAGCCGGCCUACAGCUUUGAAAAGGCAGCAGCAGCAAAUCAACUCAGGGGCCCCCCAGAGGGGCCCCCCACAUUUCUGGGGCCCUCGGGGGGGCCCCCAGGGGCCCCCGGGGGCCCCAAAACUAAACCCUUUAUGCUGCCUCUGGCUGCUGCGUCAGUGGCUCCUGCUGCUGCUGCUGCUGCUGCUGCUGCGAGAACCCCACAGCAGCAGCAGCUGCAGCAGCAGCAGCAGCAGCAGCAGCAGCAGCAAGAUAGCAGCAGCGCGGAGGGCCCCACGGGGGCCCCCGCCAGUGAGGGUAUUCCAGUCUUUGUACUUAGAGACGAAGAAACUUGGUUUUAA
This is a messenger RNA of Eimeria necatrix, 783 nucleotides long. RefSeq lists its product as hypothetical. The transcript is spliced from 2 exons. Bases 1 to 783 code for a protein of 260 amino acids. Lineage: Eukaryota; Apicomplexa; Conoidasida; Eucoccidiorida; Eimeriidae. The record is from RefSeq and is a predicted model, not a curated record.